AUGGCUCUUAUAAACGACGAAAGCACCUUUACGUUGCGUACCGGUAGAUGGAUUUUCGAUGUCUUCCUUAAUUUCAGAGGCGAGGACACCCGCCACAGGUUUUUGCGUCUUCUAUAUGACGCUUUGGUUGAGAAAAAUAUCUCCACGUUCAAGGAUGAUAAAGUACUUGAGAGAGGAAAACCCAUUCCCUCAGAACUCUUCAAAGCAAUUGAAGGAUCAAGGUUUUCAGUUGUCAUUUUUUCAAAAAACUAUGCAACCUCCGGUUGGUGCUUAGAUGAACUUACAAAGAUUGUCGAAUGCCGCCAGAAAAUGAAGGGGCAUACAAUUUUUCCAGUUUUCUUUGAUGUUGAACCAACUGAGGUACGGAAGCAGGAAGGGAGUUUUGGAGAAGCAUUUACGAAGCAUGAAGAAGUUUUUAAGGAGAAUUUGGAGAAGGUGAAAAAAUGGAGGGAUGCUUUAAAAGAAGUCGCCAAUAUCAGUGGUUGGGUUAUACCCAAGGGGCAGGAGUCAGAAUAUAUCGAACCCAUUGUUGAGAAGAUAUUCAAAAGACUGAGUUCCAUAAAACUAAAUGAGGGCUUGGUCGGAAUAGAAUCUCGUGUAUGGGAAGUAUAUUCAGAAUUAAAAAUAGGUUUGACUGAUGUUCGCGUUAUUGGGAUAUGUGGGACAGGUGGUAUCGGUAAGACAACCAUUGCACGAGUGGUUUAUGAUAGCUUCUCUAAUCAAUUUGAAGCUAGUAGCUUUCUCCAUGAUGUUAGAGAAACAUCUAAAAGACAGGGUUUAGUUUAUUUGCAGAAAAAACUUCUUUCUGACAUCUUGAUGGAAAGAAAUAUAAAUUUUGUAGAUGUAGAUGACGGGCGCCAAUUUAUCAAGCGCAGGCUAUGUAAUAAAAAGGUACUUCUUGUUCUUGAUGACGUUAAUGAGUUGGACCAAUUAAAGAAAUUGGUUGGCGACCAUAGUCGGUAUGGUCCAGGCAGUAGAAUUAUCAUUACAACGAGAGAUAAGCAUUUGCUAAGGAUACUAGAAGUUCGUGAAAUAUAUAGCCCUGAGGAAAUGAGUAAUGAUGAGGCUCUACGUCUUUUCAGCUUGACAUGUUUCGGCAGUGAACACACUCCUGAAGGUUAUAAGGAGAUGUCCAAUCAUGUUGUCAGUUAUGCUCUCGGCCUUCCUUUAGCAAUUAAGCUUUUGGCUUCUCAUCUAGCCCGCAGAAGCAUCCCUGAAUGGAAAAGCUGUUUAGAUGGGCUCGAAAAUAAUAUUCCAACAGAACUUUUUCAAGUACUUCAAAUAAGUUAUGAUGGUCUACAUAAAACAGAAAAAGAAAUAUUUCUACAUAUGGCAUGUUUCUUCAAUGGGGAGGACAGAGAUCGCACAGUACAUAUACUAGACUCUCUUGAACUUUACCCGGACUUGGGAUUAAGUGUUCUUAUCGAUAAAUCUCUCUUAAAUUUAAACGAGAACGCCUUUUGGAUGCAUCCUCUAGUUCAACAAAUGGGCCGGGAAAUGGUUUGUAGAGAAUGUCCUGAAUGGCCUUCGAGACGAAGUAGAUUAUGGUUGCCAGAGGACAUUGACGCUGUGCUUACAGACAAUAUGGGAACAAAACAUAUUAAAAGCAUAGUCCUCGACUUGCCUGCACAAAAAAAGCAUGAACUCACUCAUUUUCCUAAUGGGUUAAGAUAUGUUGAAUGGAGUGGGUAUUCUUUAAAAUCUUUGCCACCAAAUUUUGAACCUAGGAUGCUUGUUGAACUUAGAAUGUGUCAUAGCAACAUUGAAGUACUUUGGAAGGGAGUAAAGUAUUUUGACCGUUUAAAAUUCAUCAAACUUAGUGACUCCCAAAAUCUUAUUAGGACCCCAAACUUCGCAAGAGCUCCACUUCUUAAGAGCGUCGAUUUUGAAGGCUGUACAAAUUUAGUUGAGGUUCACUCAUCCGUUGCUGUACUUGAACGGCUUACUUUGUUGAAUCUGAAAGAUUGCACAAGUCUUAAAAGUCUCCCACGCAAGCUUGAAAUGAAAUCUCUAGAGAUUCUUAUUCUUUCUGGUUGCUCCAAAGUCAAGAAGAUUCCAGAAUUUACGGAAGACAUGGAACGGUUACGGGAACUUCAUUUAAAUGGUACUGCAAUUAAAUAUCUACCUUCGUCAAUUGAACAUUUAACUGGUCUGACUUUAUUGAAUAUAAGCCAUUGCAAAAAUCUGUUUCCAUCAACCUUCUACAUUCAGAUGGAACCUAAUCCAGAUUCAGCAGCCUUGGCCCAACAAGUUCAAGCCCUUGCAGCCACCAUUGAAGAACUCACCAAGCAAAACCAGGAGAUGAAGCUACGACUCCAACAAGUCCAACAGGCCCAACAGGUCCAAAGGGAGACUCUAGAGGUGGACGAAGCCGAUGACAAGGUGCAGCUGAUGACCUUUAAAGUAGGACUGAGGUCUAGAGAUCUCGUGGCCUCCCUCGCAAAGAAUCCACCAAAGACGAUGGCGGAAAUGCUUCUGAAAGCACAGAAGUACAUGAACGCUGAAGACACUUUAGCGGCCAUAAAGGAUGCAGAAAAGCCAGGAGACAAGGCAAAGAAAGAAGACGACCGUAGGGGACAAAAGAGAGAGCGACCGGACCGUUGGAACAACUACGGGAACAGGAGGAAGGACGAUAAAAGUCCUCGGACGAUCAAGGACGAGCAUUACCUCAAAUGGCCCAGACCAUUGCACUCAUCCCCCAAUGUCCGCGACAAGAACAAGUAUUGCCGGUUCCACAAAGACCACGGCCACAACACGGAAGACUGGAGAGACCUAAAGAAGCAGAUAGAGGAGUUGAUACAUAAAGGGAAGUUACAGAAAUAUGUGAAGAAGGGAGAAUAUACUAAAUUCAGGGACGAUAAUAAAGGCUAG
Molecule: messenger RNA, 2871 nt
Organism: Quercus robur (English oak)
Lineage: Eukaryota; Viridiplantae; Streptophyta; Magnoliopsida; Fagales; Fagaceae
Product: disease resistance protein Roq1-like
Exons: 8
Coding region: 1-2871 (956 amino acids)
Biological process (GO): defense response; signal transduction
Molecular function (GO): ADP binding
Source: RefSeq, a predicted model, not a curated record